This is a messenger RNA of Fusarium proliferatum ET1, 2421 nucleotides long. RefSeq lists its product as uncharacterized. Bases 1 to 2421 code for a protein of 806 amino acids. The record is from RefSeq and is a predicted model, not a curated record. Lineage: Eukaryota; Fungi; Ascomycota; Sordariomycetes; Hypocreales; Nectriaceae. The transcript has 2 exons.
AUGGCUAAAAGUAAAUCCAAAGCGAGAUCUCGGAACAAGAACAAACAAAAUGUUCCUGGUAACAUUCUUGUCAACUCGACGAUUGAGACAAACUCAGCAUGGAACACAAAUGCUGGAUGGACUCGGGCCAUCCCUUCCAACAACCAUCACCGUGCCCGUCAACCUCUCAUGAAGGUAACUCCUAUCUGCAAGCCUGAAGAUGGAGGACGCUAUGGCCCCAAGGAGUCUCGAGAGCGUCUCGAGUCCCAAGGCUACCAUCCCUUGGUCACUAGCAUGACUAAGGAAGAGGUCGAGGCCUCUUACGAAGAGAAACGCAAGAAGAGCCUCUACAAGCCAGAUUUUAGUGACUAUGCCCACAAGGGAAAAGAACAAGGCUUCCAAGGUCGAUAUACAUGCGACAUGAAUCUGCUUAUCAAGGCAACCGGCUCCUCCAUUGAGAAUAAGCAUGAUACCUCCGAACUCACCAAGGAAGUCUUCAACGGAACACACCCGCAAGGCCUCCUAAUCGCACAGCAACUUGCUUCGCUCGGCAUCAAGCAUCUUGAAAAGCUUGCUCUUGCUCGCCCACAUGAAUGGGACGCCCUUUCCAAGGGUAUGGCUAUUUGGGAUUUCACCACCAACAAGUUCCAUGGCGAACCAUCUGGUCACGUCUUUUUGUGUCUUUUCCCAAAGAUUUCUCAGAGAGCUUUCAGCGAGUCACCUGCCCACGAGGAAAAUCGAGAACAGGAAAAAGGUACUCGGAAGGAUAUCAUCAAUCUGGUCAAAUCGAUUCACUCUGAAUGUGGUCCUACAGAGCGACCUGCUUGGCAUGCCAAAGAAAGACUGAAGAUGCAAAUUGAGGGGAUGAGCCCAGAAGUCUUGCGCUGUCGCAACAGCGGCACAAAGCCACCGCAGGUUGUGAUCAACAUGACCAGGUCCAUCCCAGACAUCAGCAACCUCGAAGACAUGAUGCAAGACUAUGUCGACCAACCUGAAAAUCUCGACUAUUACAUGUCGAAGCCAGUCGCACUGAAGAAUAUGUUCGGCCUCCUCACAAACAUCUUCAACAGAAGGACAAAUACUCGUGUUCUUCACUUCCAGAAAACGCCACUUCUUGACCGACGACUGUUGGCAUGCAUCCUGCGUGCUUGCCCCCACGUCACCACCAUUGGCAUCUAUCAAUGCCCCCUGAUUCACUUUGGUGAUAUCGUCUGCCUUUUGGACCUUAUCCAUGAGGUCAAUUUGAAGCGCAGCAGCCAGGGCUUGCCCUUAGUAGAAGCCUUGGACUUUUACCCUCUGUACCAAGCCGGCAUGCCCUUCAAGGUGCCCACUGCCGACAAUCUCACCAAGGUAGAGAAGCAACGUGGUAUGGAGCCUGCCGGAAGAGAGACACAUGGAUACGGCAUCACUUGGACCCAUAUGGACCUCGAGAUGGUCCAGCGAGGCGUUUUCGCCAUUCUUCUGAAAACUGUUCUGAAGGCUCGCAAGAUGGGCAUCCGUCUUCUGAUGGAUAAAGACGCAGCCUUCAUGAAGUACCUCUCGGAUAUUCCCAUGCUACCCGGUAUCAUUUUUCAAUUCCUAGACGGGUUGUACCGCUAUCUUGAUCUCAAAGAGGCUGGAUCCAAAGACCACGCCGCCAUGAGAAGAGCGAAGUAUGACAUGGUCCUGGCCGUACGCACCGACCUACAGCCGCCAAAUUAUAACAGUCUUGACCCGUCCUACGACGAUACCCGAAAGGUCACUUCAAUCUUUUGCCGCUCGUGUGGGUACAAGAUGUUGGACAUUUUCUUUUGCCCCCGGCAGGUCCGAAACCGACCUGACCCUCAAGACUGCGCUGGGUGUACGUUCCAGGGCUUGCUUGACCAUCAGAGCGAUCACCAAAAACAACAUGACAUCUCUCUGAUGGGACUUUUCUUAGAGGAGGACUGGGACCCCAAAGGUUUCAACGUUGAUGCUCCGGUCCAUGACGAUGGCCAAGAACUCCUUUCUUUGCAGCCCCGGAAGACCACACAUGACCUCCCUCAGAUGGUGCUCCUCCCAAAUGGUGAUUUCGACCGGCCAUCGUUACAGGAGCAACUUAUUUGCGAGCACAAGAAAAAUAACGACUGCCUCCAGGGCCUGGCAACUCUUCAAGACUUGCUCCUACAGAAGGACGCCAAUAAGACACAAGCUAAGAACUAUGCUCUUCAUAUUGAUGCAUGCCGGGCCCUCUCGAUCAUCAUGACUUACACUGACUCUAAACUUGCUGAGCUGGAUGAAAAUGAUGGUGUCGGGGGUCAUUUCUGCGAAGGCCAGGGAUGGCGCCCUCUCCUUAAAGGAUUCAGAGAUGCAAAGGAAAGCCACACAUUCGAGUCAGCCACGAAGGCGGCCCAAAACCUCAAAGUGAGGGCCGACAUUGCAGAAGGUCGACGACCGGAACAGGAUGCUGCGGGAUUUUGGUGA